Messenger RNA from Caenorhabditis briggsae, 1500 nucleotides. The transcript is spliced from 8 exons. Bases 1 to 1500 code for a protein of 499 amino acids. The record is from RefSeq and is a predicted model, not a curated record. NCBI's taxonomy places the organism in Eukaryota, Metazoa, Nematoda, Chromadorea, Rhabditida, Rhabditidae.
AUGUUUUUGCCAGAGUCGCUAAGAAAUCGGUGCAAUGAGCAGCGAGAAAAUGAAUACCAUUGUGUGGAAGUUUGCUGUGACAUGGAACCUAGUCUGAAAUACGCGAUGAUCGAACGUCACGGAGUUUCAAGGGAUCCUUUUGCUGAUUCUCGUGACUCAAUCCGUCCCAUCAGGAGACAUCGAGGCCCAAGCAAACGCCAAAAUUGCCUUCGACUUACUGGCAAGCUGCUCAAGGCAACUUCUGGACCAACAAAGCUCGACACCCAAAGAAUCCAAAGAGACAAGGAGGUUUGGUGCAGAUUGAAGCGGAACACUGGGAUGUCGGGACGGGUGAAUAGCUGCAGAUCACGACUGAUUGAUAUGAAUAUUUACUUCUGCGUAAUUAAAACGUCGGAAGGAAAAAGACGUCGUUGUCAGUUCUGUUGGGCUAUGGUUCCGUGGAAGGAGUCGACUGUUAUCACUUCGAGCAAAACAGGAAGAGAAAAGUGGAUUGAGGCGUUGGGAGAAGGAUUCAGGAAUCAAUUGGAGAAAGUCGGAACUCGACGAGCCUACAUUUGUCGUUCUCACUUCCCAUCCGGAGAAGUUCAUGGAAGAAGAUCUGUAUAUUCGCUUCCUAGACUCGCUGCUGAUGGUGAUGUUGCUGAUACAUCUAAUUUAGAUUUCUCCGAAGGUGAUAACGGUUUCGAGAUAAUUGAAGAUUCAAGAGUUGCUGAUAACGAGGAAUCGUUUGUACUUUUGAACACUGAUGGGGAGGAAGAUGGAGAAGAUUCGGAGGAGAGUUAUAGUGAACAGGAAACGGACAGUAGUUUUGUGCCGGAAAGUGAGGAAUCUUGGUCUGAUGACAGUGAGAAAAUAGCUUCAAUGCUCCACACUGUCCGUGCACCUUAUUUACGUAAAUCUUGUUACUAUGACAUUGUGCAGCAUCACGUCCGACCUGUAGUCCAAAACGUUCAUGAUGAUACUCAGAAGAAAGUGAUGGACUUUGUGAUCAAAAACUGUGAGGAUAAUCAGAAGGGACUGGACUUGGCUGAGUCGUCGAAGAGUCUGGAGCCCAAAUCUUUGGAUUUGGCACUCUCGAAUCUAAUGAGUUCUCUCACAGCCCCAGAUGGUUCUGAACUGGUUCAUAUUGAUUCUAUCACCACCGACCGUGAUCCGGCAGUCGGAAAGUUGCUCAACACAAAGUACUCCGGAAUCCGGCAGUUUUACGAUGGUUGGCACUUUGUGAGAAAUGUCAAGAAAAUCAUCUGGAAACAAAUUAACGGAUUUGUGUUUAACAAGUUCCGGAAAUGUGAGCACGACCCAAUGAACCACACCAGAAACGACUACAUUGACGUGAACAAUCCAAAGCAUGAGAAGGCGUUGCGACUGUUGUGGAAUAUGAUUGUUAGUGACAAACGACUGAAAGAUCUAGAAAAAGUAUCACCUCACUUCAAUACCUCUGAAGUAGAAAGUUUCAAUUCGUUGUCCACUAUUUAUCACCCAAAAAGCUAUUACUUGUGA